AUGGUCGCAGAAAGUGUUGCACAUUGCGGAGAGGUGUCAGUUUUUUUGGAAAAAAGUGAUGCUUAUGUGUAUAGACAUUUCCAGAACGUUCACGAUGUGUUCGGAGUAGAGGUGUUAUUCCAAGCUGGAGUUCAGAAUAUUAGAGAAAAUGCGCUGGUCAUGCUUAUAGCGCAGUCUCUCUACGAACCAGGAUUCACGCAACUGAGGACUGUUGAACAACUUGGGUACAUAGUUUCGAUUGAGCCAAGGCAGAAUGCAGGGACAAUAGCUCUAGUGUUCGUUAUUCAAGGUCCUGGAAGUGCCGAUCACGCCUCUUGGGAGAAUAGAGGCUUUCCUCGAGAAGAUAGGGGUGAGUGUUACUAUCAUCGAUAG
Molecule: messenger RNA, 372 nt
Organism: Cooperia oncophora
Lineage: Eukaryota; Metazoa; Nematoda; Chromadorea; Rhabditida; Trichostrongylidae
Source: the annotation of a GenBank genome assembly